AUGAUAUCUGUAAAGAAAACGAAACAAAAAGUGAAUUUUACAGAUAAGAUAGAAACAAAAGAAAAGCAAUGUCCUAUCAAAGACGAUGUGAACAUUGAUCAACAAGAUGAAAUAUUAUCCUCUAAAGUUACAUGGUAUCAAUCAAAUAAUGAAUUUAAGUAUAUGGUUACGAAGUUAAUUCAUUUAACCGAUUUUCAACAUCCCCUAACAUCAAACAAACAAUCCAUCUCAUCAUUAUCAUCAUCACCACCUCCAUCAGGUGAUAAUAUUGAAACAUUAAUUGCCAAGGCAACUAGAAGAAACACUAUAGUCUAUUCAACAACAGCUGAAAAUGAAGAUUUACAACAGUUAAUGAAUAUGUUUAAACCAUUCUUUAAAAGUGAUACCAUAAUAUCCAUGGAUACAAAUAAUACUCAAAUUGAUCAUCAUAUUCUAACCUUGAAUGACUAUUUAAACAAAUUUGAUCGUUGGAUUAAUAAAACUAAAAUGAUCAAUGAAUCUAUAAACAAAAGACGGGCAAAGUUCAAUUAUAUUCAUCUCAUCAAUGAACAGUUGAUUCAGUUGGAUAAUCAUUUAAGAGUCGUUUUCGAAAACUAUCCUUUGUAUACUUGUGAAGGAUUACCUAAUAAAGUCAUUACAUUUAUGGAACUUCUUGUAACUCAGAAUUUCACUACCUCAAAGAAAUCACCAUCUCUAAUCCAGUUUCUAUUCAUCGAUUAACUAGUGAAGGUAAGAAGAUACUUUUCUCAGGAUUUACCAUUUUAUUUUAUAUGCGACAAUUUGAUGUGUGGGCGAGGAUGACAAUGAUUGGUUGUCAUGAUGAGUCAGAUAUUAGAUAGAAUGACAGGUGUUAU
Molecule: messenger RNA, 854 nt
Organism: Schistosoma rodhaini
Lineage: Eukaryota; Metazoa; Platyhelminthes; Trematoda; Strigeidida; Schistosomatidae
Source: the annotation of a GenBank genome assembly